Messenger RNA from Sarcophilus harrisii (Tasmanian devil), 482 nucleotides. RefSeq names its product myosin-IIIb-like. Bases 18 to 479 code for a protein of 153 amino acids. Gene Ontology annotation, molecular function: ATP binding; cytoskeletal motor activity. Lineage: Eukaryota; Metazoa; Chordata; Mammalia; Dasyuromorphia; Dasyuridae. The record is from RefSeq and is a predicted model, not a curated record. Gene Ontology annotation, cellular component: myosin complex. The transcript has 3 exons.
AUGAGACAGGAAGGGUGAUGGAAGAUAUUGUUGCUAAAGAGUUGUAUGGAAAACAAUUUGAAGAAAUUCAGCACUGCUUUAAAAUUAUAGGGUUCACUGAUGAGGAGGUACAUUCAGUGUACAGAAUCUUAGCUGCAAUUUUGAACACUGGAAACAUUGAGUUUGCAUCAAUUUCUUCAGAACACCAGACAGAUAAGAGUGAAGUCCCCAAUUCAGUGGCCUUGGAAAAUGCUGCCACCCUGCUUGGUAUCAGCUCAGAGGAACUCCAGGAGUCUCUCACCUCACAUUGUGUGGUCACCAGAGGGGAAACCAUCAUCCGCACCAACACUGUGGACAAAGCUGCUGACGUUCGAGAUGCCAUGUCGAAAGCCUUGUAUGGGAGGCUUUUCAGCUGGAUUGUAAAUCGCAUCAACACGCUGUUACAGCCAGACAAAAAUAUAUGGCAAGUCUCUGUGUGGGUAGCAGGGGGAGGGGGAUAAAAG